AUGUUGAACGAGGACGAAAGUGAUGUAGGCUUUUAUGGUGAAAGGAGUGAAUCUACAACGCUUCAAUCCGUUUCGGGAUCGAAUACAUAUGAAAAUCUCUCAGAACAACGAAAUAAAAUUGAUCAUGAACCAUCAACAACAACAGAUGAGCCUGAGCAUGUACCACGCGUUCGUCGACCUAGCAUUGUAAUUCGAGAACAUCAAUUGGCAAAUUAUCCAAUUAAUUAUGAUCCAUCACCACAGAUUAUUCGGAAACAAGUUGAUGCUACUCAUGAACCUGUUGUAUAUAAACAACAAAUUGCUGUUCGAUAUUUAUGUCCACCAACACCACCACCACCAGCUCCAUUAAUUAUUCGAGAAGUUCGAGCACCUGAACUAUCAUCAUUACCACCAAUUAUUAUUCGACAACGACCUCCAGCGCCAAUUACUCCACCACCAAUAAUCAUUCGAGAACGACCACCAACUCCACCAUGUUACAGUACACCUGAGAUUAUUUAUAAACAAGUAUCAUCUGGUCAAAAUACAUCACGUCGUGUUAUUAUUGAGCGUCUACCUCCAAUGCCUGCUAAACCUCCUGAUAUUAUUGUUGAACGUUGGCUUCCAUAUAAACAACAAAAACGUCAAGUUAUUUAUGAAAAAGCAUUACCAAACAAUGAUAAUUUAACAUCAACUAUCGAUCAACAACUACAAAAUAAUGUCAUUAUCCAAUAUGCAAAUCCAUCCGUUCGAAUAGAAAAACAAAUGCGCUCACUGGGUAUUGUACGAUGUGAUCCGUAUAGAUCAGAGAAAAGUUCAGCUGCACCAUCUCCUAAAUAUAAUGAGCCUAUCUAUCAUAAUUGUUUAUCACCACAUAUUGAACAUCGUAAUCAAUCAUUAGCAUAG
This is a messenger RNA of Adineta steineri, 882 nucleotides long. The record is from the annotation of a GenBank genome assembly. NCBI's taxonomy places the organism in Eukaryota, Metazoa, Rotifera, Eurotatoria, Adinetida, Adinetidae.